AGAAAAAUGGUGAUCAAUCGUCAUUCAAGAAAAAAUAUGAAGAGCAUUGCAAGAAAACGUAAUAAUAACAAACUAAUCGAACAAAAUUUUUGUUCUUCAAUUGAAUCUCUUCCCAAUGAGUUACUUACUGAUAUUGUUGCAAGAGUUGCUUCUUUUUCCUUCAAAAAUUUUAUCAAUGUCAAAUUAAGUUGCAAGGUUCUUAAUGAAAUUUCAGAUGAACGAUACAUAUAUCAGAAGGUGACGCUGGUAAACUUUCCAAUAGAACCUUUGUGGCAAAAGGAGAAGGAUGAGAAGAUAAAUAAAGUUACUUCUUUCAUGGAGCUAUGUAGAGAAUGCGGUAAUACAGAAGCCCUAUACAGAAAAGGAGUGGUAAUAAUCAAUUUUAGACUUUAGACUCGUAACUUUAUUCCAAUUAAACACUCACGACUCAAAUUUUGAUUUUCUUCGUAUGUGUUCAGGUGCCAACUUGAUAUUAAUAUGUGCUUAAUGUGUUUUUAUUUUUAGAUGGACUUUUUUAAAAACAAUAGACCAGAUUUUGCAGUGGAAUUGCUGAAGCAAGCAGCAAAAGGAGGCCACAUUGGGGCAUUGUACGUGAUUGGCAUAAUUGGAGUCUUUUUGGGUGGUGAAUUCAAGCGGAAAGGGGUAACGUUGAUUGGUAACAUGAAAGAAACCAAGACACUUAGAAAAGUAACUAGAGAAUGUCGAAAGAGUUUAGAAGAGAUCUUGAAAAAUAUUUGGGUGAAGAAUCCUUUAGUUUUGGGAGAAAGGCCCACUCGUUGCACUAUUCAACAUCAGCAUCGCGUUCGUAGGAAUGGCUGGCCUCUUGAUAGUGACGAUGAACAAAUCGAUUUUCAUUGUCAUGCUUGUAGUUGUGAUGUAGAAAUUUCUUAUAUUGUUAGUGUUUUGCCUAGAUAUUAGAAUUACAUGUAAUUAUCUUUUGAAUAUAUAAUAUUUUUUACUCUGAUUCGUUAUUUUUUUAAAAUUUGUUAUUAUCUUCAAAAUUUCGUUGAAUAUUGUACAAAAAUCUUGGCCUCCUAAGUUGAUUUUGAAGUUCCAUUGAUAACAGUUUCUUGCUCCUUGAGACCAUAAUACCCUGGCUGGAAAAAUCCAUCUCUGUCCUCGUGCAAAAGAAACGAAAAAACAGAUCAGCUUGCAACAAUCGUAUAUUUAUUCUUUAGAAAAGUCAUAAUUCUUCAGAAAAACAUAUCUCUUCACAAAAGUUGCAAUUCACCAGAAAAAUCACAAUCUUAUGAAAAAGUCACAAUAUUUCAGAAAAGUUCGUAAAAGUCUUCAGAAAAAACAUAACUUUUUCAUUUUUCAUUCAAACUUUUUAUAAAACCCAAACAUAUAAUUCAAUUGCAUUCAUUGUUAGUAAAAAUCUCUUCAAGAAAAAUGUUGAUCAAUGGUCAUUCAAGAAAAAAUAUGAAGAGGACCGUUAGAAAUAAUAACAAAGUCAUAAAAGAAAAUACUUCUUCUCCCAUUUUAUUGCUUCCCAACGAGAUACUUACUGAAAUUGUUGGAAGAGUUGCUUCUUCUUCCUUUAAAAGUUUAAUUAAUAUCAAAUUAAGUUGCAAGAUUUUAAAUGAAGUCGCAAAUGAACGAUUUGUAUAUCAGAAGGUAACGUUGGUAGACUUUCCGAUUGAACCUUGGUGGAAAGAGCAGACGCAAGAGAAGAAAAAUAAAGUUGUUUCUUUCAUGGAGCUAUGUAGAGAAUGUGGGAACACAGAAUUUUUAUACAGAAAAGGCGUGUUGGACUUUUUCAAAAACGAUAAGCCAGAAGUUGCGAUGGAAUUUCUGAAGCAAGCAGCAAACGGAGACCACUUUGGGGCAUUGUAUGUGAUUGGCAUAAUACGAGUCUUUUUGGGGGAUGAAUAUAAGCAAAAAGGGGUGAAGUUGAUCGGGAUCAUGAAAAAAACAGAGGCAUCUAGAAAAAUAACAAGGCAAUGUCGAAAAAGUUUAUUAGAGAUGUUGAAAACUAUUUGGGUGAAGAAUCCUUUAAUUUUGGGAAAAAGACCCGCUUGUUGCACUAUCCAACAUGAAAAAAACAUUCUCAGGAAUGGCUGGCUUGACAGGGACGAUGAACAUGCCUACAUUCAUUGUGAUGCUUGUAGUUGUGAUGUAGAAAUUUCUUAUAUCCUUGAUGUUUUGCCUGCAUAUUAGUAUUAUCUUUCGAUUAUGUAAUAUUUUUCGGAUCUGAACCAUGGAGAUAAGUUGAUUCGUUAUUUGUCAAA
Solanum lycopersicum (tomato) is the source of this 2231-nucleotide messenger RNA. Lineage: Eukaryota; Viridiplantae; Streptophyta; Magnoliopsida; Solanales; Solanaceae. The record is from RefSeq and is a predicted model, not a curated record.